UAGCUGCAGACGAGAUCGAGAAGAGAGCUCUCAUGUUGUCAGGGCCAGAUAAUGAACAUGAACUGUUGAUGUGGACUUGGAAUGUUUGCGAGCGAAUGAGCCCAUUAAAGAGACGGCUGUCCUCGGUGGACAGAAGAGCUUCGACGGAAAAGAGUCAUACUUUUUUGGUGUCCGUGUUUCAUGUCAAAUGA
Molecule: messenger RNA, 191 nt
Organism: Amoebophrya sp. A120
Lineage: Eukaryota; Dinophyceae; Syndiniales; Amoebophryaceae
Source: the annotation of a GenBank genome assembly